This is a messenger RNA of Anopheles marshallii, 5739 nucleotides long. It is a transcript of the gene Khc-73, whose product is annotated as kinesin-like protein KIF13A. Gene Ontology annotation, cellular component: kinesin complex; microtubule. The transcript is spliced from 14 exons. Gene Ontology annotation, molecular function: ATP hydrolysis activity; ATP binding; microtubule motor activity. The coding region runs from base 1 to 5739 and encodes 1912 amino acids. Lineage: Eukaryota; Metazoa; Arthropoda; Insecta; Diptera; Culicidae. Gene Ontology annotation, biological process: cytoskeleton-dependent intracellular transport; microtubule-based movement. The record is from RefSeq and is a predicted model, not a curated record.
AUGUCGGAUAAAAUCAAAGUGGCCGUGCGGGUUCGUCCGUUUAAUCGGCGAGAACUUGAACUCGCCACAGAAAACGUCAUUGAAAUGGAUGGCUAUCAAACGAUUUUGAAAUAUCCUGCCAGCUUAGAUAAGAUGGAAAGGAAGCCUCCGAAGAUUUUCGCUUUCGAUCACUGUUUCUACUCGACCGAUGCAAACGCGAACAACUUUGCGUCACAGGAGCUGGUCUUCAACAACAUCGGUCGGGACAUUCUGGAGAAUGCAUUCCAGGGUUAUAAUGCGUGCAUCUUUGCGUACGGUCAGACUGGUUCGGGCAAGUCGUACACGAUGAUGGGUAGCCAAGAAAGCAAAGGCAUCAUACCGCGCCUGUGUGACGAGCUGUUUGCAUCCAUCGCAGCCAAACAGACGGAUGAGCUAAACUAUAAGGUAGAGGUGUCAUACAUGGAGAUCUACAAUGAAAAGGUGCACGAUCUGCUCGAUCCGAAGACAGCAAAACAGUCGCUGAAGGUGCGCGAGCAUAACGUGCUUGGUCCGUAUGUCGAUGGAUUAUCCCAGCUGGCAGUCACCUCAUUUCUGGACAUCGAUAACCUGAUGGCAGAAGGCAACAAAUCGCGUACGGUCGCCGCAACGAAUAUGAAUUCGGAAUCGUCCCGCUCGCACGCAGUCUUCACAGUCGUACUGACACAGACACUAAUCGACACACUAUCCGGAGUCACGGGAGAAAAGGUAUCACGGGUUUCACUGGUCGAUUUGGCCGGUAGUGAGCGUGCUGUGAAAACAGGUGCCGUUGGAGACCGCCUCAAAGAGGGCUCAAAUAUCAACAAAAGCCUUACCACACUCGGCUUGGUGAUAUCGAAGUUGGCUGAUAGUACUGGAGGCGGUAAGAACAAAGAUAAGUUUGUACCGUACCGUGACUCAGUGUUGACGUGGCUACUAAAGGACAAUCUUGGUGGUAACUCGAAGACGGUAAUGUUGGCAACAUUGUCACCAGCGGCAGAUAACUAUGAGGAGACGCUGUCUACGCUUAGGUAUGCCGAUCGGGCUAAACGAAUUGUUAACCAUGCAGUGGUGAAUGAAGACCCGAAUGCACGUAUUAUCCGUGAAUUGCGCAAGGAGGUCGAAACGCUGCGCGAAAUGUUAAAGCAUGCGACUGGUAACAAUUUCGGUGACAUGAAGCGCGUCGACAUCCACGAUAAGCUUGCGGAAAGCGAGAACCUGAUGAAGCAGAUCUCUCAAACGUGGGAAGAGAAAUUGGAGAAGACCGAACAAAUUCAAAGCGAACGUCAGCAGGCGCUGGAGAAGAUGGGUAUCAGCGUGCAGGACAGUGGUAUCAAGGUGGAAAAGAAUAAAUACUAUCUUGUCAACCUGAAUGCUGAUCCGUCUCUGAAUGAGCUGCUGGUGUAUUACUUGAAAGAGGAAACACUGAUCGGUGGUCGAAGUAGUAGCGGUAGCAAACAACCCGACAUUCAGCUACUUGGUCUCGGCAUCCAGCCAGAACACUGUCUUAUCACAAUCGAGGAUGGCGAGCUGUACAUGGAACCCAUCGAGAAUGCGCGUUGCUGCGUGAAUGGCUCUGUCAUGAAUGGAAAGACAGCGCUUCAUCAUGGUGAUCGUAUCCUCUGGGGCAAUCAUCACUUUUUUCGUGUAAAUUGUCCGAAAUCGGCCGCAAACAAUGCGACUUUGGGAACUUCGGAACCUCAAACGCCGGCGCAGCAUCUUGACUAUUAUUACGCGCAGGAAGAGUUGAUGCAAAACGAGCUGAGCAAUAACCCGAUACAGGCGGCCAUCUCGCGACUAGAGAAGCAACACGAAGAAGAUAAGCAGGUGGCACUCGAAAAGCAACGACAAGAGUAUGAGAAGCAAUUUCAGCAGUUGCGAAACAUACUGUCACCGACAACACCGUAUGCUCCGUAUGCACCGUACGAUCCAUUCCGGCUAGGAAAACUCCCCCCAAACACACCGACGGGCCAACUUCGUGUUGAGAAGUGGGCACAAGAGAGGGACGAGAUGUUUAAACGAUCUCUUGGUCAGCUCAAGACAGACAUCGUACGAGCAAAUGCACUCGUACAGGAAGCAAACGUUCUGGCAGAAGAGAUGGACAAGCAAACAAAAUUCAGUGUGACGCUGCAGAUACCUCCUGCCAAUCUCAGUCCGAAUAGAAAACGAGGCGCUUUCGUAAGCGAACCAGCCAUCUUGGUGCGACGCAUGAACUCGGGCAGCCAGAUCUGGAGUAUGGAGAAGCUGGAGAACAAGCUGAUAGAUAUGCGCGACAUGUACCAAGACUAUAAGGAGCGUCAUCUGGCCGCUAUGGAAGAGGCUAAAGCUAAGUCGGAUCCAUUUUACGAGUCACAAGAAAAUCAUAACCUGAUCGGUGUAGCAAACAUCUUUCUGGAAGUGUUGUUUCACGAUGUGAAGCUGGAGUAUCAUACACCGAUCAUUAGUCAGCAAGGUGAAGUUGCGGGGCGGUUGCAGGUGGAAAUUAGCCGCGUGGCAGGUACCUUCCCACAAGAUCGUAUGUGUGAGUCAGCAUCUGAGAGUUCCGCAGACAGUCAUGAGGACGAUGAGGACUCGCCCGAUGCACCGUCACCUCCGCCGCCCACCAAUAGUAAUCAGAUCAGUUGUAGAAUUAGCAUCAAGCAAGCGUCCGGACUGCCGCUUUACCUGUCCAAUUUUGUGUUCUGUCAGUACUCUUUCUGGAACCACGAGGUAGCAGUGGUGCCGGCGACCAAUCAAGAAGUCGCUGGUCACAACCAAAACAUAACGUUCAAGUUUGACCACGAAGCGGACUACGUGGUGACGAUGAACGAAGAGUUCAUGGAACACUGCACGGAUGGUGCACUUUCAAUUGAGGUGUGGGGCCAUCGGUCGGUGGGAUUCUCACGCAUGAAAGAUUGGGAGGUAGAACAACAGCAGGCAAAAGCACGUUCGCUGGCUGAUCGAUGGGCAGAGUUAUCACGCAAGAUCGAACUGUGGGUUGAGAUCCAUGAGCUGAACGAUAAUGGUGAUUGGGCUCCUGUCGAGGUUCAAUGCGCACGCGACAUGCUAACAGGUGGAGUGUACCAACUACGCCAAGGAUUCCAACGUCGCGUCAUGGUGCGAGUAAAGCCAGUGCAAAACUCUGGCACGUUACCUAUUAUCUGUCAAUCGAUCAUCAAUGUAUCGAUGGGAUGUGUUACUGUGCGCUCCAAAUUGCAGAAACCGAUGGACUCGUAUCAAGAAGAAGAUCUGACGGUACUGCGGGACAAAUGGAGUGAAGCACUUGGACGUCGACGUCAAUACCUUGAUCAGCAAAUACAGCGAUUGAUCAACAAAGAUGAUAAGACGGAACAAGAAAAGGAGCGAGAGCAGAGUUUGGUGAACCAGUGGGUUUCACUGACGGAGGAGCGCAAUGCGGUUUUAGUGCCGGCCCCUGGAUCCGGCAUUCCUGGUGCGCCCGCUUCCUGGGAUCCACCACUCGGUAUGGAACCGCAUGUUCCUGUUCUGUUUCUUGAUCUCAAUGCUGACGAUCUGUCGACGCAGGGUCUGUCGAACGAUGAGGUCCCGUUGUCUGGUUUGAAUUCGAUUUUGCCGAAAGAGCAUGGCAAUAAAUUCUACAAUUUGCAGAUAAUCCAGCACUUGGAUAAAGAUAUUUGCGCUAUUUGUAGUUGGGAUUCGUCCAUUCAUGACUGUGCAUCCCUUAACCGUAUCACGGAAGCAAAUGAACGUGUUUACCUGAUUCUGAAAACAACCGUUCGACUUUCGCACCCGGCUCCAAUGGAUUUGGUACUUCGCAAGCGGCUGGCACUAAACAUUUACAAGCGACAGAGCUUUACGGAUCGGUUAAAGAAACUACGCAUUGGGCGCGCAGAGUCGCUGUCUUUACAAUCAGGCGUUACGUACGAAGUGGUUUCCAACAUUCCAAAGGCCUCGGAAGAGCUAGAGGAUCGCGAGUCGUUGGCACAAAUAGCCGCCACCGGCGAUGAUUGUUCGGCAAGUGAUGGCGAAACAUAUAUCGAAAAAUAUACCAAAGGAGUAUCAGCUGUGGAGAGUAUUUUGACACUGGAUCGUCUAAGGCAGAGUGUGGCCGUAAAAGAGCUGGAACAGGUGCGCGGACCGGCACUUUCUAUGCGCAAGACGGCCAGUGUGCCAAACUUCUCACAGGCGGUUAGAGAUGCCAGGGAGCUAAGUACGAGUCUCACCACCUCGAGGACAAUGAGAUUCUUCGAUGCGUCGUUCGAGUCGUUGUUGAGCAUUGGACGAUCGGAAUCGUAUGCUGAUUUGAAAAUGGGUCUUAACAAUGCGCAAAGCACGCGUGAGACGGCUAACAACAGACAAAAGAUGAAAAACAACAAUGGUGAAGAAUCGUCUAGUUCCGGUUACGGUGCAGCUCGUCCCACAUUCCUCAAUCUCAAUAUCAAUCUGAACUCCUUGCGACUUCAACCUACUAAGCCAUCACCAGCUGCAAGCAAGUUAGCCCAAAGGAUGACGACGUUGCAUGAAGAACCGUUGAUCAAGCAGAUAUGCUAUGAGGAAGAAGGAGAGGAUCGGUUUAGUGAACCGGAGUAUGCUGAUUACAACGAUUUCUACGAUCAGCCAAUGGGCAAGAAACCGUCACUAUCGAAGAUGAAAUCAUCCUACACAGUCGAAUCGUUUAUUGACAUCGAUAAACGUAGCCAGUCGACCGCUAGUGAAGGGAUGAAUUCAAUCGGGGUGACUGGUGGAAAGUUCGCUGGUAAGACGAAAGUAGAAUCGGCGUCCAUGGGUGGAAUCUCAUCGGCGCCGGUUUCGGGCGGUAGUGCUGGUGGCCAUGGGUCAAAAUAUCAAACAAUGACGCCUAGCAUGAGUUCGUCAACUUCGAGCGGCUAUGGCUCUCAAGCCGUCUCGUGCACCAACCUUACCAACGAUGACACAUACUCCAUCCGGUCACUAAGCGCCGGGGAAACGCCAGAUACAAUGUCGCCGUCCAAAAUGCAGGAUCAAAUUUUUUCUGCUAGCACCAAUGCCAAAUACGAGGAGGAAUCUGUGACCUCUCUUACGACCUCAACCUCCGCUUCUGAGAGCACGCUAAUGGUGGAGAGCAUGGAUAGCUAUAGCAGCAGUCCAUCAACACGACCACUUAGCGAUAUGCCUAAACGCGUUAAUCCGUUCCUUAAGGAUACCACUUUGGAAUCGAUUGACGGUAGCAAAUCGAUCGGAUUUGUCGAUCAUGUGAAACAGCAUAUACAACAAUAUAAUGAAGAAGAUGAAGGAAUUUGCGCAGAGCAAACUCAAUCUGUAGAUUCAACGACUAUGAGCGAAUCAACACAAAUGGUUGACGAGACUGAAGAAAGUGAUCAAUGCUCAGCGAACACCAAACUCUCCUCAGAUGUUAUGGAAAGCAGUUUCUCGUCGACGCCUGGAAAGCAGGAAAUAUUUCCGGAAUGGGUAGCGGUUGGCGAGUCCGUGCUAAUAAGACCCUAUAAUACCAGCGGUGUAAUAGCUUUCAUCGGUGCCACUCACUUCCAAGGAGGAACUUGGAUCGGAGUGGAGUUGGACACGCCGACUGGCAAAAAUGACGGUACCGUGCAAGGGAUCCAAUAUUUUGAUUGCCGUCCAAAGCACGGAAUUUUUGUGCGUGUUGACAAAUUGAUUCUCGACAAGCGUGGCCGUGCAAUGCGUGAACUGAAAAAAGCGGAGAAGAUGAAAGCUGACCUAGCUACCGGCAAAGGUGGACAGAGGCCAUCGACGGCUGCUGGAAUGACAACAAAUGGUCCACGCAAAUGA